AAUCCUUUCAUGCUCUAGAAAGUGGGGUCAUGGGAAGGCUGUUUCAACUGCAGGAAUACUGCCUGCGGGCAAUGGCGCAUAGGGAUGACAUGGAUGGUACCGAGGGCAGGGCACUCAGCUUGCAGCACAUUAGCUCCCUGAUCUUCGUUAUAUCGGCGCAGUAUCCCCUGAUCUCCUAUGUCGCCUACAACCGCAAUGACAUGGAGAAGGUCACGGCAUGUCUCAGCGUGGUGUUCACCAAUAUGUUAACGGUUAUAAAAAUUUCUACAUUUUUGGCAAACAGAAAGGACUUUUGGGAAAUGAUUCGCCGCUUCAGGAAAAUGCAUGAACAUUCAAGUCACAUUCCUAGGUACCGAGAGAGAUUGGACUACGUUGCCGAGGCCAACAAGCUAGCAUCUUUUUUGGGAAGAGCAUAUUGCUUGUCCUGCGGCCUAACAGGACUAUACUUUAUGCUGGGACCCAUUGUGAAAAUUGGGGCUUGCCGUUGGCAUGGCACAACAUAUGACAAGGAGCUGCCCAUGCCAAUGAAGUUUCCAUUUAACGAUCUGGAAAGCCCCGGAUACGAAGUUUGUUUCCUCUACACCGUACUAGUCACUGUCGUCGUUGUUGCCUACGCCUCGGCAGUCGAUGGCUUAUUUAUUUCGUUUGCGAUUAAUCUGCGAGCUCAUUUCCAAACACUGCAGAGCCAAAUUGAAAACUGGGAGUUUCCUUCAUCCAAGCCAGACACACAGAUCAGGCUGAAAUCUAUCGUUGAAUACCACGUGCUCCUGCUGUCCCUAUCCCGGAAGUUACGAUCGAUGUACACACCCACCGUGAUGGGGCAGUUCGUCAUAACCUCCUUGCAGGUUGGCGUUAUAAUAUACCAACUAGUGACAAACAUGGACUCCGUCAUGGAUCUCUUGCUGUAUGCAUCGUUCUUUGGUUCAAUCAUGCUGCAAUUAUUUAUCUAUUGCUACGGCGGGGAAAUCAUCAAGGCUGAGAGUCUGCAGGUUGAUACUGCUGUCCGGCUCUCCAACUGGCAUCUGGCUUCUCCCAAGUCACGUACAUCUUUGUCGUUGAUCAUUCUUCAGUCUCAAAAGGAAGUGCUUAUUAGGGCUGGCUUCUUUGUUGCAUCCCUGGCCAAUUUCGUUGGGAUCUGUCGAACAGCCCUAUCGUUGAUUACCCUCAUCAAAUCUAUUGAGUAAUUAAUGUACCUCAUCUGCACUCUUUAAGUGUUACUCUUUAAUAUCAGAAGAUAUAAUACAUCUAAUUAAAAUCCAACUUUUUGUUCAUAUACUAAAUCUUUCCUUUCAUAAGCAACUGCGAACUGAUGUCUACGCUUAGCCAGAUAUAACUCGUAAUACUUGUGAAACGAUGCAAAGCACCAUAUUGAAGAAUAGCGCGAUCGUAAAAACAGUGGGAGAGAAUUUUUCCUGAUAGGACUUGACAUGCUUAUCGCUUCGGAAUUAUACUUAAGCAUAGGCACUCACUGAAUUGAAAUAAGACCUCAAAUUGAGCAAUGUACCGUGGUGCGAGUGUAAUAAGAUCAUAAAUAAAUCCGUUCCAAUAAUUUAACAAAGUAAAAACAAGAGAACCCGCUAAAGUCGAUGUUCUCGACUCUCAGAUAGUCGUUACUCAGCUAGUAGGAGAGCUCUCAACCUUAACUUAGGGAGAAAUUUCGGGUGUGGUAAAAAUGUUUUGCAAUUUUCAAGAAAAAAUAAUAAAAAGGAAUGUGAUUGUA
Molecule: messenger RNA, 1720 nt
Organism: Drosophila sechellia
Lineage: Eukaryota; Metazoa; Arthropoda; Insecta; Diptera; Drosophilidae
Gene: Or82a
Product: Odorant receptor 82a
Exons: 6
Coding region: 30-1184 (384 amino acids)
Biological process (GO): sensory perception of smell; detection of chemical stimulus involved in sensory perception of smell
Cellular component (GO): plasma membrane
Molecular function (GO): odorant binding; olfactory receptor activity
Source: RefSeq, a predicted model, not a curated record